GUGGGUGGCGCAUUCUCCAGGGGGCGCCAGGACUGCAGCCUGCCUGCCUGCCGAUGCCAUUUAAAAAGUGCUCCAGCCCCGAGCGCGCCGGGUUCCUCGCCUCCUCGAGUUUGAGAAGCGGAAAUGGCCAGCGCGGGAGAAGCGCUUUGUUCUUUGGCGGCGGCGGCGGCGCGGCGGUUCGCGUGAGGCGCUACAGGCCUCUCUGGCGGGAGAAGCGAGCGAGGCGGGGAGGCGCGCCGGCCCUGAGGCGAAGGGUGUGCGAGCGAGAGCGCGGCGGGGCUUCCCUCCUCGGCCGGCCUCUUCUUCCGCGAGCGCCCUCGGCCCCCUUGACGCGCCCGGCUGGGGUGGAGGAGCCGCGUUCAAAAGCAGCGCGAGCCCAGCAGCUUCCCUCAGUGGCUGCGGGGGACGCCCGGGCGUCGUCGGAGGCGGAGAAAAGGCUCCUCUCCUUGCCCGGGUCUUGCGGGAACUUUGUUACGGCGCCGCCGCCGGGAGGAUGCUGGAGGGCGGCUGCAAAGCCGUGAAGGAGGGCGUGCUGGAGAAGCGCAGCGACGGCUUGCUGCAGCUGUGGAAGAAGAAGCGCUGCAUCCUCACCGAGGAAGGGCUCCUGCUCAUCCCGCCCAAGCAGCCGGAGCUGGCGGCGGCGGCGGCGGCUCCUGCUCCGCCGCCUGCUGCUCCUCUCCCCGGCCUGGAGACGACGACGACGACGACGAUGAGCGCGGCGCCCUGCGUGGUCGCCAAGAUCAAGGAGCUGCCCUUCUCCACCAUGAAGACGGUGGACUGCGUGGAGCGCAAAGGCAAGUACGUGUACUUCACGGUGGUGAUGGCCGAGGGCAAAGAGAUCGACUUUCGGUGCCCGCAGGAGCAGGGCUGGAACGCCGAGAUCACGCUGCAGCUGGUGCAGUACAAGAACCGCCAGGCCAUCCUGGCCGUCAAGUCCACGCGGCAGAAGCAGCAGCACCUCGUCCAGCAGCACGGGCCGCGCCUGCGGAGCGCCUCCAACUCCGCCUAGCCGGGCCCCAGCCAGGGCAGGUAGGAGCCGGGCGGGGAGAGGGCUGCCCUCCUGCCGCCGAUCGCCCCGCUCCCCUUGCAGCCCUUCCCCAGCGCCUUUCUGGAAAGAGCCUUUCCAGACGGAUUCCCUAACAAUCACCUCUCUCUGCCGUCUUAGUUUUGCCCGGCGAAAAGUGCCGUGUUGCUUUCCUGAAGCGCGCGUCUGGAUGGGCAGCCCGCUUCACGCGCGCGAUGUUUUGCUAGGAAUCAUAGAGUUGGAAGGGACCCUGAGGAUCAUCUAGUCCAAUAAAAUAAUAAUAAUAUAUUCUUUAUAUCCUGCCCAUCUGGCUGGGUCCCCCCCCCCUGCACUGCAGGAAUAUGCAGCUGCCCCAUGCAUUGGGGUCGAACUUGCAACCUUGGCGGUUAUCAGCACCAGUCUGUAACCGGCUGAGAGAAGUUGUGCAUGAGGCUCAAGCAUGAAAAACACGCGCAAAUGCUCUCCUGUGGUUCGUGCACGUGUGUGUUUCAUUAGCUGUGUGUGUAAAAGAGAGAGAGUCACUGGGUGACUUUCAUUCCUUUCCCUGCACAGAAAUCCUCUUCUGUAAUUAAGAGUAAGGCUUGAAGCGCUUGAUCGGAUCCCUCUAGCAACCCUAGAGCAUGUUGUUUGUCUUGCUCGCUGGACUAAUAGCCUCAGUGGACAGCUCUUCCGGCCCUUCUCAAACAGCAUGUGCUUGCAGUGUGCUGUGGCAUGAUGGAUUCUUGUGCAGCUGCUAGAUCAAGGCUGGCCCAAGUGCUUUGCCACCGGAGACAGAGCAAGAAAUACCCUCCUCCGCAAGUCAAGGUGAAGAGCACCCAAAGUCAAUCAGGUGAAUUUGCAACCAUGAUUGCUGUGCUUUAGCGCACACCAAAAAAAAUAUUUAAAAAUCCCUGCCCGUAUCUGCAAAUCAUUCAGUUCACAUGUCAUGCUUCUUCCAAGCAAUGGGGCUGAGAACAGUUAGUGACCCUUUGCAUGUAACUGUAAAAGGAAUUGCGGGUGGUGGUGGUUAGAGCUAGCAUCUUCCUGGUGCUGAAGCCUAGUUGUGGAAAUAGCUGCCAGAGCCUCAGGUUGUUGCCUCUUGGAAGGGCACUUCGCAAGAGACCCUGUUCUUUGUAUUGUCACUGUUUUAGGUAGGAAGUGUGUCUGUGGCUGUAAAAGAAGAAUGCUGCUCAGUUAUUCAGAUCACUGUCCUGUGUUGUUAUAGAUGGAAUUCAAGCAAUGCUUCUGGAAGCGAGGUGGACCCUCUCCAUCGAUCACAACCUUGGCAAACAAAGGGACUGCAGACACAAGGGAGAGCAUCAGUUCUGCUGCUGGAGUCUUUCCACUUUUGGUACUGCCCAUGAUUACUCCAGGGAAGUGUUUCAACUCUUGUAACUUUGACUACUGCUUAUGAAGAUUUGAAAGGAUUAUUUGGCCUGCCGGGCCUCAAAAAAUAUAAGAUUGUUCCUGCCAUAUUCCACCCCCACCCCCCCGAUCUGUUUUCUUUUUUAUGUUAAUUUAUUAGUGGAGACUUUUGAAAGGUAUUUCUGAAUGUAGGCCAUUUAGAAAGGAAUCACACAGAGAGUAUAGUUGCAUUGGCUAUAUUGCUACACUUGAAGGGAGGAGGAAGGCAGAGGAGAGAAGGUGAUGUUGGAGAAAUGAAGAGAUGUACCAGAAUAUGGACUUUACAACUAGUCCCUCCCCCCCAUGUCACUUUUUACAUCCGUUUUCCGUUGCCACAAGUGAGAGACUAUUAUGAAACGAAUGUGUGAAAUAUGUCCUGGAAUAUGGAAAACAAUGACUUGGAACCUGAUUUCUAGGUUGCUUUAAUUUUUAUUAUAUGUUCAUUUGAAGAGUAUUAUAUUUUGCAUUCAGUAGUAAAUGCAUUUGGGUAUGCCACUUGUAUGUAUUCCUGCUUCGUGAAGAGGCUAAGGAAAUCUGACUUCAUGAUCAAGGAUAAUCGAUUUAAAAAUACAAUCAUGCUAUGUUCUUUUAUUCAGAUAAUAGAACCAUGCAGAGAACUGUUCAUUGCACUUCUUUGUUUAAGUUUGGGACCCUGUCUGUAAUGUUUCUCAGAGCUGUUACUUGAUUCUGUUCAAAUCAUUCUAAAACCUCUUCAAAUGCUACACUAAUCAUCCCAUCCAGUAAAUGUCUUACUGUUUAACUGAGGAACUUUCCCAGAAUUCCUGUAAUUGAGUUCCCUAGAUGAGUCUCAGCGCAACAUUUUCCAUUGCCCCCUGCCAUAGCCUCUAAGAAUAUCGGACAUUUCAGUCAGGGAGCAGCACUUAUUUUAAAAAAAACUAAGCAAAGAUUCUGCUUUCGUUGUUUGUUUCUAUUUACAGUCUUAAUAUGGAACAAGUAAGGCUUCUAAUAACAUUGUUUCUUUUCAAAAGUUAUUUUUAAAUUGGUUCAUUCAGUUACAAGGAGCCUAAUGUAGUUAAUUGGAUAAGGGAAGGCCUUGGGUUUUUCAAGCAUGUGUUGAACUUAAAUCCAAACUUAACCAGUCCUGCAUCAGGAGAAGACAUUGUUGGGCACCUGCUGAUACUGAAAGCAUCGGUUCCUCUGAGUACCCAAGGCUGUUCUCCUCUUCGCUGUUAAAACCUGUUUACCCAAGCAUGCAAGCACUCUAGGUAGAUAUCUGGAUCGGGCAAGUGAAUAGAUUGCAGCAACAACCACUGAAGUCAUUCAGGGAGGGACCUUAUGAAGCAUGCCUUGCCCAAAGGCUUCCCAAAAGCCAACCCUUUAUAAAGGGUACCUUAUGGUUCCUUUUAGCAUUUCCAAGUUAGUCUAAGUCAAAUAAUGAGAACUUACUCUGCCCCCAUUAACAACAGAUUAGUACUGCAGAGCACACUCUGUUAAGAAAGCAGGUCUAUACAUACUAAUUCAGACAAGUUAUGAAUGGCCUGUCUUAGGCUUUGGUGAUACCCAGUGUUGGUCAUACCCUGAGUAGACCUAUUGAAAUCAACAGGCUUAAGUCUAUUGAUUUCAGUGGAUCUAAUCUUCAUGUCUGUUGACAGUAUUCAUGGCUUCUUUCCUCAACAUUAUCUAAAUGGUGUUUAAAUUUUGUAAAAUAAAUCACCCAGAAACACCAGUGGUUUCAGAAACAGGACUUAACAUGAUUAGUUUUGCCAAUCUCCUUUUACCACCCAAAUCACUGAGAGCCUCUCUCCGUGUCUACCUCCACUUCCACUGUUUAAUGUUAUGGAAUGGGGAAUUGGACCAAAAUAUUAAAUUCCAUGCUCAAUUUCUUGAGGUUAACUGAUGUUGUCAUAACUUCUCAAUACAGUGGUACCUCUGGUUACGAACUUAAUUCGUUCCAGAGGUCCGUUUUUAACCUGAAACCGUUCUUAAUCUGAGGUACCACUUUAGCUAAUGGGGCCUCCUGCUGCCCCCAUGCUGCCACCACGCAAUUUUGUUCUCAUCCUGAGGUAAAGUUCUUAACCUGAGGGUUAGCGGAGUCUGUAACCCGAGGUGUUUGUAACCUGAGGUGUUUGUAACCCAAGGUACCACUGUGUGCUGUGUUUUUUGAAAAACGGUGGCAUAAGUCUUCAGUCAUGCCAACUUUGGUUAUUUUUCACAAUGUAUUGGAAAACUUUGAUGCUAGCUAAGCCUUGUAAGCUCCGGCGGGAACGUAAACGGCGUUUCCGUGCGCUGCUCUGGUUCGCCAGAAGCGGCUUAGUCAUGCUGGCCACAGGACCUGGAAGCUGUACGCUGGCUCUCUCGGCCAAUAAAGCGAGAUGAGCGCCGCAACCCCAGAGUUGUCCACGACUGGACCUAACAGUCAGGGGUCCCUUUACCUUUAAGCCUUGUAAUGGUGGAUUCAGCUGAUGCUACUGUCUUUAAUGCAUGACUGACUAGGCUAAAGGCCCACAUACAUUACCCCCAGUCACCUCGGAACAAAUUGUAGGAAAAAUAUGAGCUGUGAAGGAAUCAUGCUUAUUCUCUGAUAUGAGGAAUAAACAUCUUCACUUUUUGAGGCCUCCUGUUGGGCGUAUCUUAAGGACAAACUUCCUUCCCAUCCCAAGUUCAUUUUUUUGUACUGAGAAUAUGUGACUUGUAUGAUCAAGUUGGCUGUGGCUUUGUGCUUCUUUAGGAUUGCUUUAUUUUGUAUUACCUUUAAGACUUAGAAGAAAUAUCCACAGGAAUUGCUCCGCUGCGUCUCUGUUGCUAAGAAAUGUCUUUGCAGUGUAUGAAACAGAGGUCAUUCCUAGACUGUUUGAGACUAUGACAGAGGGCAACAACUUUAGGGUUGUCUCCAACUAUGCUUUACUCAGAACACACCCAUUUUAAUUAAUGAACCUCAAUAAUAUUACAAGUUUCAUGAGGAAAGGACAAAUUUUACCAAGGAAAUUCAGGGUAUAGUUACUUAGUAAUAAUAAAUGGUUUUGCACAUGUGCUUUUUUGAGCUUCCCCUCCCUCUGUGUGAUGUUCUGCAUGAUGCAGAGACCCCACAAAUGGAGCCUGUUACAGUGGCUUCGCUACCAGCCUAUCUCCAAAUAAGGUCCCAGUGAAAAGUUUUACAUUAGUGUUGCAAAUUAAUGGUGGGGGGGGGGAAGUAACAGGUAGGCCACAUGUGAUUCUCCUCGGAUGAAGAUAGAACUUUAAUAAAACAAACAAAUUUCCGCGUCAUGGUAAACCUAUGAACUGCAGAGGUUUUUCGUACUUCGCUCGUUCCUGAACAAAAGCAGGAGCAACCAACCACGGUCCCUGACUUAGAAUUACAUUGGAACUAGGGAUCAGGGUUUCUUUCAUGCCAAACAAACUACAAUUUCGUAUUGGCUUACUAAUUGUGGUUUGUUUGAGCAAAACAAAACAAAAUCACCGGCUUGGAUUUAUCAUGAAGUCAGGGGUCAUGGUUUGUUUACUCAUCCUAGGGGAGGAGUGAAGCUGGAGCAAUCUCCACAUUCAUUAUAAACUUUAUAAUGACGUGCAAACUGGACAUUUGUUUCUCAGUAGGAGAAGCCUGUUUUCAGAAGAACAGAAAUCACCCCUGUGGUUUUUCUGUUACAUUUUGGAAGUAAAAAAAACUCCCCACCCUUUUCUUUUUUAGUUCAUUGUUUUCAAUUACUGGCUUUUGCAAAGUAGCUGCAGUGAUGUACCAAAUGUUUUCUGGCACAUUGUGAGCUGAAACAAGUGUUAUCAAACAAAAUAUGUGUAAAUAUGAUGCAAAUGAUUUCUGAGAGAUGUGAUUUAUUUUUCAAUAUGCAUUCCAUUUCAAAUAAAGAAAUAUUCAUUGAAAUGUUCCCUUGAUAUGGUAUGAAAAGACUACAUCUUCAAAGGAAGAUGGAAACAAAUUUUCUGGACAUAAUCAAUAGACUGCUGUAAAGCUUACAUCUGUGGAAUAUCAUUUUCAUUGAUUCAACCGUUUUGAGGUCACGACAUAGAAGGUAGCUUGUUUUUAAAGAAAAUCUAUAAUUGGUUUUCAUUAGAGAGAGGCCUCCUAAGAGAGAGGCUAGGUGACAAAAAACUAAUAAUUACAGUGGAUCUUUUCAAGAAGGGUUUUCCCCCUUUAUGACUCACUUGAAUGCAAGGUACAUCAAUAACACUCUGCUCAACAGGACAACCUUCAUCUGUAGCGUCUGUUCCUUUCCUCCUUCACAGCAUGGCCCUUUUGGAGAAAAUUGUGCUUGCCACAGGCUAUAAGCUUUGCUUUCAGGUUGACUUUUUAAUAUUUCCAUUAUAGAAAAGAGUAAUAGAGGCUGGGAGGUAGCGAUUGCACAAGACCACCCAACAGGUUCAUGACUGAGCCAGAAUUCGAUGCCAUAUUUCCAAAGGUCCAGGCUGAGUAUGAUGUUCAUAUAAAAAGAGGGAAUUUGGUAGUUCACUAAAGUAUGUGUUAUUAUGUGACUAGGAGCCAUCACAUCACAAGUUAGCUCAUUUCCAGUAAGGAGGGAGGGGAAGACACUGAAAAUACUGUAUGUUUUGAAACAAGGCCUUGUCUGUCCAUGCAUGGCAAUUUUCAGCACUCGAGCGCCUGGCAUGCAUUCAGCCAGGAUCAAAACAUUGUGACCUCCUUAUUACCCAAGGGAAUUGCAAAAGGAAUUGCUUAGUCAUCAUCACACAGCAGUUCUGUAAAUCAGUGGGAGGAAUACAUCAUAGUCGUCUUGGAUGACUGAAUGGUGACUCUGGAACGGUUUCUUUUUCCUUUGCUGAUAACAAGUCCCUAAUCCAUUCUAUAAAUGUUGGGAAAACAGCUAGCUCCAAAGCUUUGGGGGCCUCCCUAGAAACCAUGGGCUACUUGCACUCUACUGCUGAGAGGGCUGCAUUGGUUACCAAUCUGUUUCUGGGCCAACUCUGAGGUUUUCAAGUUAAUUCCCUAAACAACUUGGACUCAAAGUACCUUAAGGACCGCCUGAAUCCUUACGCUCCCCACCCCUUAGUUGCUAAGAUCUUUGGAUGGAGCAAUUUCGGUGGUCCCAAAUGCCCCUGAAGGUGCAGCUGGACUUUACAAAGAAUUGAGCCUUUACUGUGGCAAACGCUGCUCAGUUUUAGGCAUCUUCUAAAAAAGUCACAUUAUUCACAAACCUUUCACAUGUGAGGUUUUUGACGUCCAGCUCUUAUUGGUGUGUUCGAUGUUUUUAUUGUUUUUAUUGUUAAUACUUUGUUUUUAGCCUGUAUACUUACAGUAUCCAUGAAAGUACAGUUUGUAAAUAUUUAAAUAAAGACACUUAUGAG
Molecule: messenger RNA, 7678 nt
Organism: Podarcis lilfordi (Lilford's wall lizard)
Lineage: Eukaryota; Metazoa; Chordata; Lepidosauria; Squamata; Lacertidae
Source: the annotation of a GenBank genome assembly